AUGAAGGGGUUAAUCUUUCUUGGUCUUUAUCUGCUUGGAUCUGCCCGAGGAGCACCACCAGGUCAGCCUGAUGAGCUUCUUGACUCUGUAGACCACCAAGCUUCGGUUCCGCAACUUUCAAGUGAGUAUUUCUCACUUGCGAACCCUUCAGAUGCCGAGGCUUUAUAUGAAACUCCUUCGGGUGAGAAGAGUCUGAGUAGUCACAGUUCAAGUGACCACGAAUCAAGUGAGCAUACUGUAGCUGAACAUUCUGCAGGUGAGCACUCUUCAGGAGAACAGUCUUCAGAACACAUUUCAGGAGAGCACUUGUCAGGAGAACACACUUCGGGGGAGCACACUUCAGGGGAGCACACUUCCACCGAGCACACUUCCACCGAGCACACGUCAAGUGAACAACCUACAACUGAACAGUCCUCGAGUGACCAGCCUUCCGAAGUAUCUUCAGGUGAACAAGGUUCAAGCGACAAGCUUGAAGAGGCAGGUGACCAGGUGUCUGGUGAGACAAAUGACAAAGGAAAUGAGGCUAUAAGCACAGCACUUCCAAGUACAUCUGCAGGCGUAACAAUAAAUUGCCACACAUGUGCGUAUAUGAAUGAUGAUUCAAAAUGUCUCCGUGGAGAAGGAAUAUGCACCACUCAAAAUUCCCAGCAGUGCAUGUUAAAGAAGAUCUUUGAAGGUGGAAAACUCCAGUUCAUGGUUCAAGGGUGUGAGAACAUGUGCCCGUCUAUGAACCUCUUCUCUCACGGAACAAGAAUGCAAAUUAUGUGCUGUCGGAAUGAACCUCUCUGCAACAAGGUCUAG
Messenger RNA from Apodemus sylvaticus (European woodmouse), 801 nucleotides. RefSeq names its product acrosomal vesicle protein 1 (gene Acrv1). The record is from RefSeq and is a predicted model, not a curated record. The transcript is spliced from 4 exons. The coding region runs from base 1 to 801 and encodes 266 amino acids. Lineage: Eukaryota; Metazoa; Chordata; Mammalia; Rodentia; Muridae.